Brienomyrus brachyistius is the source of this 1854-nucleotide messenger RNA. Its product is annotated as myozenin-1-like. Bases 228 to 1184 code for a protein of 318 amino acids. The record is from RefSeq and is a predicted model, not a curated record. The transcript is spliced from 6 exons. Gene Ontology annotation, molecular function: FATZ binding; actin binding; telethonin binding. Gene Ontology annotation, cellular component: Z disc; actin cytoskeleton. Lineage: Eukaryota; Metazoa; Chordata; Actinopteri; Osteoglossiformes; Mormyridae.
AGAAAGUCAGAGCACCCAACAGCCCCACACUUUGCAUCGACGCUCUGUCCUGAGCAGAACAGGGCACCCCCCGACGGCGUGUCACCCAGCACCUCUCUGCGUUUUCUGCACCCGGGGAUGUAGAGAAGCUGCAGCUUCCACAGCAGAGAACCUGGAAUUUGCUCAAGCCAGAAGCCCCCCACCCCUGACAGCACAGACCCUCUGAGUUCUGCUUCCCACCAGAAGCCAUGCCUCUGUCUGGGACACCCGGCCCCAACAAAAGGAAAAAGUCAUCCAGGAUCAUCACGGACCUCUCCCUCAUCACACAGGAGGAACGUGAGACUGAACCUGAUGCCUCUACAUUAGACCUGGGGAAGAAGAUCAGAGCCCCCAAAGACAUCAUGCUGGAGGAGCUGUCCCUACUCAAGAACAAGGGCUCCAAGAUGUUCAGGAUGAGGCAGCAGCGUGUGGAGAAGUUUGUGUAUGAGAAUAACCCAGACCUCUUCAGCAGUGAGUCUAUGGAGAACUUUCAGAAGCUGGUGCCCACUCUUGGAGGACAGAUGAUGGAUGUCGGUGGCCAUAUCUACGGGCAGACAGUGUCCCGUAUUGGCAGGCAUGGGCAAGCACCAAUCCCUCCUCCCAAACCUGGAAGCCUGGCAAAAGGAGCGUUCAGUGGAGGUGCAGGAGGGACCAUGGGGGUUGUUGGCAGUACUUUGGGCACUGGUGGUGCCAGGGGUUUUGCAGGUGGUGCUGUGGGGGAGGGUCUUGAAGAAAAAGGAGAAGGAGACAGCCAGCAGGAUCAUGGUGGAGCUUUGAUCAAAUCUAAAAAGAAGUGUGAGCUAGUGAAGACAUACAUGUCACCAUGGGAACGGGCUAUGAAGGGCGACACGGAGCUGACGGCCACUAUGAAGAUUCAGAUGCCAGGACCUAUUACCCAAAAGGACGUACCCAUGUACAAGUGUUUCAACAGGAGUGCAAUGCCUUAUGGCGGCUUUGAGAAGGCCUCCCAGCUCAUGACUUUCCAGCUGCCUGAGAUUGAGGCAGCCGUGGAGGACCUGGAGCCUCCUGUGGUGUACCACCAUGACAUCGGCUCACGGCCCUCCUUCAACCGCACACCAAUUGGAUGGGUGGGCAGCGGGGAGACUGGCCACAUCCAAAUGGAGCUGGACACCAUCCCCUUUGAUGGGGAGACCGACGACCUGUGAAGGAGCCUCUGACCCCUCCACCCUCAGCCUGCUACUACCCCCCAAUGCAGGCAUCACACAGCCAUAGGUUAGUUCCACAUCAUAAGCUCACAUACAGCCCCACAUCCCUACCAUACGCACUCAAACACAUAUAUACAUUCACUGGACCCCUUCACACCAAACACUACAGCAACAGAAAAGCCUGAAUGCCCAUGAACACAGAUCUGACCAGCAACCAAUCUCUCCCCCAACCUCCUUCUCAUAAUCAUGUUUCCAUUAAUGGCAUCGACUUUUCAGCAGGGAUUCACACAUAAACAUCAAACAUACAGUCCCCCCCCCCUUGCUUCAAGAGUGAGGAGUGCAUGAGUACUGCUUGAUGGUGAUGGCAAAAACAGUGGAACAGGAGUGAGGACGAUACCCAGCUUUCUUUGCAGUUUUUUCUUGUGUAUGUGCAUCCAGAAAUUGCAUAGCUGUACCGCUAAUUUCACUUGACUGCGCCUCCUAUGGCCCAGUCCUGCGUUUUUAACAGGGCUUUUCCCAUAAUGCAACAGACAGUGUUUCGUAACAGAACUUCAGAAGGCAUUGCCUCACCAUAGCUAAGAGUACAACAUUACUUGCCCUCACAGUUACUUGCCUGCUUCCUACUUUGUAACUAAAUCAAUGCAAUAAACUUUUCCGAGCUAAUUCAAAA